AUAUAUUCCUAAUUUCUCUCUCUCUCUCUCUAAGUUCAUCUGAGUUCAUCACAUUUUCUUCUCUCUAUCAUUUCAACACAGCAUUGGGUUUGGGGAUCAACCCGGGAAUGGCUUGAAGUUUACUGUUCUCUCUUCAACUUGGAUCUCUCCCUCUGCUCACUCAUCUCUCAGAAACUUGUGUUGACUUUUCCCAGCUAGUUUACUGUGGUUGAGCAUUGUCUCAUUCAUGGCUGCGGAUAAGUCUUUCCUUGUAGUUUUGAGCUUUGUUUUACUGGCGUUGGUUCGAGUGUCGUUGGCUGCGGAUUAUGUGCCGACUGAUAAGAUUCUAUUGAAUUGUGGAGGCCCUGAUGGGGUUACUGAUCAAGAUAAUAGGAAAUGGACAACAGAUGUUGGGUCUAAGUUCCUCUUGGGGACGGGGAAGUCGAGUACUUCCUCUGCUGAUUCUCAGAAACCGUCUGUUCCCCAAGUUCCUUUUAUGACAGCUCGAACGUUCCAAUCUGAGUUCACCUAUAGUUUCCCGGUGGCACCUGGGAGGAAGUUUCUUCGGCUGUAUUUCUAUCCCGCGUCUUAUAAUGGCCUCAAUGCCACCAAUUCGUUGUUCUCGGUGAGAGUUGGGGAGUUUACCCUUCUGAAGAACUUCAGUGCAGCCCAGACUACUGAAGCUCUGAACUUCGAUUUUGUGGUGAAGGAGUUCUCCAUUAAUGUGGGCGAGACUCUGAAUGUGACUUUCACACCAGCCCCAAACAGUCCCAACUCUUUUGCGUUUGUGAAUGGGAUUGAGGUUGUUUCGCAUCCCGAUAUUUACAAUACUGCAGAUGGAACUACCAUGAUUGUUGGACAAAAUUCUCCAUUGAACAUUGAUAAUAGUACUGCACUUGAGAGCGUUUAUCGGGUGAAUGUUGGUGGCAAUGUCAUAUCACCAUCAAGUGAUACCGGGAUGUUUAGGUCCUGGGAUGAAGAUUCAAAGUACAUAUUUUCGGCGGGCAGUGGGGUCACGGAGACUGCAGAUGAUUAUAAUAUGACAAUCCGCUAUCCUCCAGGAAUGCCAACUUAUGUUGCCCCAGUGGAGGUCUAUAAAACUCUUAGAUCAAUGGGUCCAAAUGGAAGUGUUAAUGCGAAUUCCAAUUUGACAUGGUAUUUUUCUGUUGACUCGGGGUUCUUCUACCUUGUCAGACUUCACUUCUGUGAGUUCACUACCAUUAUCACCAAAGUCAAUCAGAGGGUUUUCAUCAUCUACCUGAACAAUCAAACUGCAGAGACGGAAGCUGAUGCAAUUGCUUGGGCAGGUAAUAAAAAUGGAGUUCCCACGUAUCAGGAUUACGGGGUGUUUGUUCCUAAAGGGGAUCCACAGGUAGAUCUUUGGCUUGCACUACAUCCAAAACCGGGGUCUAAUUAUUUGGAUGCGAUUUUGAAUGGAUUGGAAAUAUUUAAAGUAAGUGACACUCUGGGAAAUCUUGCUGGCCUCAAUCCAGUCCCAUCUGUGCAAUCAGAAAUCGAUCCGUUUAUUCCAUCUUCGGUAUCAGGAAAGUCGAAGAAUCAUAAAGCAGCUAUUGGUGGAGGGAUUGGCGGUGGAAUUGCUGCUGCCCUAGUACUCAUUGGAUUGGUCAUUUGUGUCGUCACCCGACGUCGUAGCCACGGGAAGGAUACAAGUACAAGCGAUGCACAAUCCGGUUGGCUUCCUCUUUCCUUGUACGGGAAUUCACAUUCUGCUGGUUCUGCAAAGACAAACACCACGGGAAGUUACACCUCCUCGUUACCAUCGAACCUUUGCCGCCACUUUUCAUUUGCUGAGAUCAAAGCUGGCACUAAAAACUUUGAUGAAGCUCUUCUUCUUGGAGUGGGAGGUUUCGGGAAAGUAUAUCGGGGAGAAAUCGAUGGUGGCACGAAAGUUGCUAUUAAACGUGGUAACCCGUUGUCAGAACAAGGUGUUCACGAAUUUCAAACCGAAAUUGAAAUGCUUUCUAAGCUUCGCCACCGACACCUUGUAUCUUUGAUUGGAUACUGCGAAGAGAAUUGUGAAAUGAUCCUUGUCUAUGACUACAUGGCAUAUGGAACCCUUCGCGAGCACCUCUACAAGACCCAAAAGCCUCCGUUGCCAUGGAAGCAAAGGCUCGAGAUUUGUAUAGGUGCUGCUCGUGGAUUACACUAUCUUCACACCGGUGCCAAGCAUACCAUCAUCCACCGCGAUGUGAAAACCACUAACAUCCUCUUGGACGAGAAGUGGGUGGCAAAAGUUUCUGAUUUCGGGUUGUCGAAGACAGGUCCCACUUUGGAUCACACCCAUGUAAGUACUGUAGUUAAGGGUAGUUUUGGAUAUCUGGAUCCCGAAUACUUCAGAAGACAGCAACUCACUGAGAAGUCAGAUGUCUAUUCGUUCGGUGUUGUACUUUUCGAGAUUUUAUGUGCCCGCCCCGCAUUGAACCCAACCCUUGCCAAGGAGCAAGUGAGCUUAGCAGAAUGGGCUUUGCAUUGCCAUAAUAAGGGCAUUCUUGAUCAAAUCACAGACCCUUAUUUGAAGGGUAAGAUUGCACCCGAAUGCUUCAAGAAAUUCGCAGAGACAGCAGUGAAGUGUGUAGCUGAUGUUGGAACGGAUAGGCCCUCGAUGGGCGAUGUUCUUUGGAACCUCGAAUUCGCUCUACAACUUCAAGAGAGUGCAGAGGAGAGCGGGAAGGGGCUCGGAGGGAUAGACAUCGAAGAGGGCUUUGAUGUCACUUGUAAAGGCAAGAAGGACCCCGAUGCAUCCCCCGGUUUCGAUGCAAGCAUGACUGAUUCACGAAGCAGCGGGAUUUCAAUGAGCAUUGGUGGCCGGAGUCUCGCCAGUGAAGACUCGGACGGGUUGACACCCAGCGCCGUCUUCUCUCAGAUCAUGAACCCGAAGGGACGUUGAGUCUUGAAACAAACACUGCCCGCCCGCCACCCGCUCUCAAUCCAAGGUAAGGCAAUGCACUAUCACCAGGUUAAGCUUUAAAGGCUUGAUCUUUAAUGUGUAGUUUGGUACUAUCUUUAUUCUUUUUACUCAUAAAUUUAUUAUAUUGGUAUUGAUAUAAUAUAUCCUUUAAUUCCCCUUUGUAACUUGUAAGUUGUAUCUACAGCUACUCAGUAUGAUAUAAGUCUGAUACUUUGUACCCACAACUUUGAAGAGCUUGUUCCUUUGAUAGUUUGAUCUUGUGUUUACUUUUAAA
Messenger RNA from Ipomoea triloba (trilobed morning glory), 3182 nucleotides. RefSeq names its product receptor-like protein kinase FERONIA. The transcript is spliced from 2 exons. NCBI's taxonomy places the organism in Eukaryota, Viridiplantae, Streptophyta, Magnoliopsida, Solanales, Convolvulaceae. The coding region runs from base 227 to 2887 and encodes 886 amino acids. The record is from RefSeq and is a predicted model, not a curated record. Gene Ontology annotation, molecular function: ATP binding; protein kinase activity. Gene Ontology annotation, biological process: protein phosphorylation.